AUGAGGGGCCCCCCAAGUGCUGCGCUGCAGCGCCUCGGGGGCCCCCCUGCUGCCUCCAGGGGGGGCCCCCGGGGGGCCUCUCACGCUGCUGCAGCACGGGGCCCCCCACCACCUGCUGCUAGGGGGCCCCUCUGGGGCCCCUGCUGCAGCAGCUGGGCCCCCAAAGGGGCCCUUCAAGGUGGACUCAGGGGGCCCCCAGGGGCCCCCUUAAGCGCUGCUAGGGCCCCCCUACGGGUCCCCCUGGGGGGCCCCCUAGGGGCCCCCCUAGGGGCCCCCUUGGGGGCUGUUGAGAGGGUCCUGUGUGGCCCCACAAGUGUUCAUGACGGCUGUAGAUUUGCAAGUUUUGGUUUUGCUGCUGCUCGUUGGAACAGAAGCAGCAGCAGCAGCAGCAAUGCUUGCAUGCACACAGCAGCAGCAGCAGAAGGUGGCGAAGCAUCAGCUGCCAGUGCUGCUGCUGACGCCGAAUGCCCCUCGUCUGCGCCAGCAGCAGCAGCAGCAGCAGCAACAGACGAGCCCGCACAAGGAGCAGCAGCAGGAGGAAGGCCCGCAGGAGGCACAGCAGCAGCAGCAGCAGCAGAUGCUGCUGCUCUUCUCGAGCUGGAGCUGCAGGGGCAGCCCCUAUCUGGGCGGCGGCUGCAGCAGCUAGCAGCAGCAGCAGCAGCAAGAGGCCUCCGGAGUCCCCAAGUGUGGGCGCUGCUGUCAGCAAAAGCCAUAGAACUCAACCGCUCCCAGAGACGCAGCAGCAGCAGCAGCAGCAGCAGCAGCAGCAGCAGCAGCAGCAAGGGAGGGGUGCUCUACAGCACCAUGCUUGACCGCGCCUACGACAGAGAAGAAGAAGAAGAAAAAAUAAUAAAGCAGAAGCAAAUUUGGAAGGCCCAGGAGCAGCAGUUCUAUGCGCAGCUCAAACGCAUGCAGCAGCAACAGCAGCAGCAGCAGCGGCAGCAGCAGCAGCAGCAGCAGCAGGCAGAAGGAGAGAACGUGGUUGAGCUGCAAGACGCCGGAGCAGCGGAAGGGAAAGUAGCAGCACCAGCAGCAAAUGCAGCAGCAGCAGCACGGAGCGCAGAAAGCGACAAAAGAGAAGACGCAGAGAGGGAGCAGCAGCAGCAGCUAGAGGACGAGGAAGAGCAGCUGCAGCAGCAGCAGCAGCAGCAACGCGAGCAGCAGCAAAAGCAGCAUGUGUCUGGAAUCUUGGCUGAAGUAGAGCCAUCGAGACGUGUAGAGCGUGGCGCUGCUGCAGCGCGGCAGCAGCAGCAGCAGCAGCACAGGCGACAGAAGCAGCAGCAGCGGCGGCGCCACGAGAAGCAGCAGCAGCAGCGGCAGCAGCAGCAGCAGCAGCUUUCGGAUUGUGGAGAAGCUGAAGUGACGCAAAUAUCUCUAGAAGAGUUUGAAAACAACCGAAAAGUAAACCCCAAGUCCUAA
Messenger RNA from Eimeria tenella, 1419 nucleotides. RefSeq lists its product as uncharacterized. The record is from RefSeq and is a predicted model, not a curated record. NCBI's taxonomy places the organism in Eukaryota, Apicomplexa, Conoidasida, Eucoccidiorida, Eimeriidae. The transcript has a single exon. Bases 1 to 1419 code for a protein of 472 amino acids.